CAAAAUAUAUAAUUUAAUAACACGUGAAAAUUGAUGUAACAAAUAUUCAUGAUUUCAUCGUCAUCAUCGCUACUUUGAAGCUUUUGACCUUUCUUUCCUUAAUCUCCGUUGGUGGGUUUCGUCGGUCAAACCUUCAAUGGCGAAUAAUAAUAAUCAAAAUUCAGGUAGUAGUCCACCUCCAAAACCAUGGGAACGAGCUGGAACGUCAUCAGGGCCUGCUCCUUUUAAACCUUCAUCUCUUGGUAGCACGAGUGAUGUAGUCGAGGCUUCCGGAACAGCAAGGCCCGGCGAAAUCGUGCCUUCAAAUGAUGCAUCAGCGGUUAACGUAAAUGCACUUGGGAGGCCUGUCCCUCCUAGGCCAUGGAUGCAGCAGAACACAUAUGGAGCAGGUGCAGGUUAUGGUAGCGGUUUAAAUUAUAAUUCUGGAUAUGGGGCGGGAACUUAUGGUUCUUAUGGCGGAUUAGGGGCAACAGGAUCCUAUAACACUGGUUUAUAUGGAAGCAACAUGUAUGGAGGAGGUUAUGGUGGCCUUUAUGGAGGUACGGGUGGCAUGUAUGGUGGAGGAGGAAUGUAUAACAAUACUUUAGGUACCCCGAUGGGUGGGUAUGGUAUGGGAAUUGGUGGUCCUUAUGGUGAUCAGGAUCCAAAUAAUCCAUUUGGCGCCCCUUCAUCUCCUCCUGGAUUUUGGAUCUCCUUGAUGCGCGUGAUGCAUGGAGUUGUAACUUUCUUUAGUCGAGUAGCAAUGCUGAUAGACCAGAACACUCAAGCAUUUCACAUGUUUAUGUCUGCCCUUCUCCAGUUGUUUGAUCGCUCUGGAAUGUUAUAUGGAGAGUUGGCUAGAUUUGUAUUUCGACUUCUUGGUGUUAGAACCAGGCCUAAAAAGAUCCAACCCCCUGGACCUAACGGACCACAUGGUCCUCAAAAUUACAUAGAGCCCCCCAAGGGUUCAUGGGAUGGUGUGUGGGGAAGCAACUGAAUUUUUCAAAACCGGGAAGUGUAAUCAACCAUUGUCUGUGUAGAGAGUAGUGUUGUCUCCUUUUCUUUUGUCCAUCAAUUUUGGUACUUAAGCUUGUGAGUUUUGGUCAUUUUUUAAAAAUUAGAGUCUCUUGGAUGUGUUUUAUGAUUGAUGUAAACAUUUAAUGCUCUAUACAUAGUUGCUAUAUUUUACUAGAGACAAUGGUCUUCAAAUCCUUUUGUGAUUUGACUCUCAUGGUAUUUUGACAAAUCCCAGUGUCAAAUUUGAUAUGCUAAUUGCGCUUUGCCUUCAACCAGUUGAAAACGUGUUUUCAUUAUUAACCGUUAGCACAACAUUGAGAUUGGCAGAAUUGGAGUGCAACCAGUCUAUCUUCGCUUGGGAUGCUUAUACUGGCAUAACGCCGGACUUGUGAACUGUGUCACUGGCCUAGACUAGUGUGUAUAUUUAGUCGAAUGAAAUCCGCAGGCAGGCAAGAGAUGACUACCAAGAAAAGUUUUGUUCUCCAACAGAAAGAUGAAAAAGGUUCCAGAAGAAUUCAGAUCACAAAAGCAUUCUUAGAAACGCUAUGAAAGAAUGUUAAUGAUAUGUCACUUUUUUUUUUAUGUCAGCAAUGUAUAUUGGUUGAUGAGGAUGUCCUUUGUUUUAAAAACCGGCUUAGAAUUAUAUCUUUGUACGACGAUGUAUGUACAAUGUACUUUAGUAGUUGUCUUUCAUUUCAUUUGGUCAUGUGAGUUGCUAUGCA
Molecule: messenger RNA, 1718 nt
Organism: Erigeron canadensis
Lineage: Eukaryota; Viridiplantae; Streptophyta; Magnoliopsida; Asterales; Asteraceae
Product: peroxisomal membrane protein 13-like
Exons: 5
Coding region: 137-976 (279 amino acids)
Biological process (GO): protein import into peroxisome matrix, docking
Cellular component (GO): peroxisomal membrane; peroxisomal importomer complex; peroxisome
Source: RefSeq, a predicted model, not a curated record